Anisakis simplex (herring worm) is the source of this 666-nucleotide messenger RNA. The record is from the annotation of a GenBank genome assembly. Lineage: Eukaryota; Metazoa; Nematoda; Chromadorea; Rhabditida; Anisakidae.
AUGCAUAAUCUAAGGUUUCUUCCAGUUGCGUAUCCUUUGGAGACUGUUCGUUUCGAAUGGUUUUCGCGCAAAAACGACGCCAUCGAUAAAAAUCCCGACGUGAAAUUACCUGAGCUUUAUAUAGCCAGAUACGAGCCAACAGUCUGCGACAGGACAAGGAAAUCUGGCGAUUUUUCGUGUCUUCGAGCCGUCUUCAGACUGAAACGCGAUGUUGGCUUUCAUAUUGCACAAACUUAUAUCCCAACAACGCUUGCCCUAAUGUUCUCGUGGGUAGGCGUUUGGCUACCCGAGGAGUUUAUGGAGGGUCGAAUCGGCGUAGCAGUUACAGUACUUUUGACCUUAUCCACCGAAUCGGCUGGUACUCGUGAGCAUCUACCAAGCGUCUCAUAUCUUAAGGCAAUAGAUUUAUGGUUUGGUUUCAUAACUGGAUUCGUUUUCUUUACGCUGCUACAAACGUUAUUUGUGAUUGGCUUCGAUAAACGUGCCAGGCAACUGAGGAAGUGCGCCACCAAGAAGAAGUACGAAGCUACACAAGAGGCAAAAGAUGCGAUCUACAUCGACAACUUCUGCCGUGUUUUCUAUCCGUUGAUAUUCGUGAUGUUUUUGAUCAUGUACUAUUUUGUGUUCACUGAAGGACGACAAGACGAUUGCAUAGCGGCGAGAUGA